AUGCUCGAAACUUUGUUUCUUUUGCUCUGCUUCGGCUCGAUCGCUCUAGGCGCUCCUGUCAGCAAGCCCAGCGGCGGGGCCCGGUCGACCGUUGGGAGCGAAACGUCCGCGACGGCGCCCCAAGCUCGCAACCUCGGUGUUCGUGCAGUGACCAAUGCUACAACAGCGCCUACACCCGAUGGAGUACAUAACGGGCCCGCGACGGCGACGUGGUUCACUCAAGACAAUCUUGCCGGUGCUUGUGGGAACUAUAACCUCGACGCCACACCGCUAGUGGCUUUACAUUAUCUCCUUUACGGGGACACGAAUUCGGUAUCUCAAUACUGCGGUCGUUAUGUCAACAUCACCAACACCGCCAACGGGAAGAACGUCAUCGCCAUCGUCGCUGAUGCGUGUCCUUCGUGCGCAGGGGCUUAUGCCCUGGACCUCUCCCUUGGAGCCUUCGACUUGAUCGGUGUCAGGGACACGGGCGUGUUGCCUAUCAGUUGGAGUUUCUUGCCCAAGACGUACAAGCCGACUUUUGUAACCCCCACUUUGGCGGGGCCUACGAUCGUCAAGACGACCACUAAGAGGGCUGUUAGAACGGGGUCUACACGCUCAGCGACGACCUCGAAGACAGGGGUUGUGACAAUCACCAAGAAGAAGACGACGACAGCGACGACGAGGCGAUCAGGUGACAAUGUGACCACUACGCCGGUCAAGCGAUCCACGACGAAGGUGAUCCAAUUCAUCUCGAGACGUCGGCCACCGCGAUUAAGGUAUUGACCCACCAUUCCCCCACAGCGCCGCCCCUCCCCCACCUCAACCUGGGUCGACGCCCGCAUUCGCAAAAAUGGCAUCACGGCCUUCCGAGCGACCCGUCGCGGCACGAACAAGGGCGCGAUCGUCUCUUGGUUCAGCACCAAAUCCACCACCGACUCCACGAACGGCAACUCGUGGUGCGGUUUCCCUUACGAUAAUACUACCCCUGGUUUCGCGAUCAGUUUGAAGACGAUGUUGGCGAAUUUUGGGAACGAUUAUGAAAAGGCCGCCAAGGCGUUCUGUGGGAUGGAGGCGGAGAUUACGUCCAAGAGUGGGAAGAAGAUCAAGUUGGUGGUUGCGGAUGCCUUUGAUGAUCGUGAGCUGUCUUUCGAGGAGGAUGGCGUUUCGUGAAGCGACGUCGAGUCGGGUGCUAAUCUUUCCUUGGAUACAGGCUGGGUACGCACCCCCAAUUCGAUCGACAUGAUCACAAAUUCUGUUAGUCUACCUUUACCAAUAUACCUCAGCUCCAUGGUAUGAACUGACCGAUUUCCUGCUCUGGCCGUCUUGAUCCUCGCAGUUCGCCAAAUUCAACGGCGCGCGCACGACCAACAAGAAUGUCGUACAGAUGGACGCCAGUUGGGUCUUCACUGGUCGUCGCAACCUGCGCUACAAAUUCAAAGGCGUUGGGAGUGGGAGAUAA
Molecule: messenger RNA, 1441 nt
Organism: Microbotryum saponariae
Lineage: Eukaryota; Fungi; Basidiomycota; Microbotryomycetes; Microbotryales; Microbotryaceae
Source: the annotation of a GenBank genome assembly